AAGCUCACUGCCUGAAGCUCCUGGAGACCUCUUCCCAUGUGGUUCCUGAUGCUGUUCCUAGCCCUGUCCCUAGGAGGGAUUGAUGCUGCACCUCCUGUCCAGUCUCGGGUGGUUGGAGGAUUUAACUGUGAGAAGAAUUCCCAACCCUGGCAUGUGGCUGUGUACCGCUACAAUGAAUAUAUAUGUGGGGGUGUCCUGUUGGAUGCCAACUGGGUUCUCACAGCUGCCCACUGCUAUGACGAAAAGAACAAAGUUUGGCUGGGGAAAAACAACCUUUACCAGAAUGAACCCUCUGCUCAGCACCGAUUAGUCAGCAAAAGCUUCCUUCACCCUGGCUACAACAUGAGCCUCCAUAGGAACCACAUCCAACAUCCUCAGGAUGACUACAGCUAUGACCUGAUGCUGCUCCGCCUCAGCAAGCCUGCUGACAUCACAGAUGUUGUGAAGCCCAUUGCCCUGCCCACUGAGGAGCCCAAGCUGGGGAGCUCAUGCCUAGCCUCAGGCUGGGGAAGCAUUACACCCGUCAAGUUCCAAUAUGCAAAAGAUCUCCAGUGUGUGAACCUCAAGCUCCUGCCUAAUGAGGACUGUGAAAAAGCCCACAUACAGAAAGUCACAGAUGUCAUGCUGUGUGCAGGAGUGAAGGGUGGAGGCAAAGACACUUGCAAGGGUGACUCAGGAGGCCCACUGAUCUGUGAUGGUGUUCUCCAAGGUAUCACAUCAUGGGGCUAUAACCCAUGUGGUGAACCCAAAAAGCCAGGCGUCUACACCAAACUUAUUAGGUUCACCUCCUGGAUCAAAGACACUAUGGCAAAAAACCCCUGAGUGACACACUGUCUCCUGUUCUCAAUAAAAUCCACCAUGCAACAAA
Mus caroli (Ryukyu mouse) is the source of this 868-nucleotide messenger RNA. RefSeq names its product kallikrein 1-related peptidase b1. Gene Ontology annotation, biological process: zymogen activation; regulation of systemic arterial blood pressure. Gene Ontology annotation, cellular component: secretory granule. Gene Ontology annotation, molecular function: serine-type endopeptidase activity. The record is from RefSeq and is a predicted model, not a curated record. NCBI's taxonomy places the organism in Eukaryota, Metazoa, Chordata, Mammalia, Rodentia, Muridae.